Messenger RNA from Diospyros lotus (date-plum), 6945 nucleotides. RefSeq names its product zinc finger CCCH domain-containing protein 44-like. The record is from RefSeq and is a predicted model, not a curated record. Gene Ontology annotation, molecular function: metal ion binding; DNA binding; protein binding. The coding region runs from base 2487 to 6788 and encodes 1433 amino acids. The transcript is spliced from 9 exons. Lineage: Eukaryota; Viridiplantae; Streptophyta; Magnoliopsida; Ericales; Ebenaceae.
UUUUUCCUUUUAUUUCCUUAGAAGUUUCGUUAUGAGGAAAGAAUUAGACAAAAGGUUGUCAAAAAUAUAAAAGAAUUGCGCAUUGUGCUCCAUUAUUAUUAAUGUUUUUGAAGGGAAGAAUAUCGUAUGUAUAUUUAAGAUGUGUAACAGGGUUAGUGUUAAAAGGUUUUCAUUUUCUUAAAUUCUCAGUGCACUUUAUGGUAAGUGGGUGUAAUUGUGUAUUGCAUUCAUGUUUCAUCUUCAACUUAGUUAAAAUAAAAUCGAUAGCGGUGAUUUUCCGAAAAAGUGAUGAUAAAUUUGUAGUAGUUAGACUUCAGAAUUCUUAAUCUCUGGAAGGAGUAGAAACCAAGUUUUGGUGGGUUGAAUAUUAAUAGAAUCAUUCUACAUCCAUUGUCCAUCCGUAUAUAAUCUUCUAUAGGAAACGCCACAUUUCAAGGAGUUUUGAUGGAGAGAGUGAGAGGCGACGCGGGGAAUUUCUCAGAAUAGUUCGGAAAUCCUUCUUCAUCAUGGGGGAUGAGGAUGCCUUUUCACGACCAUCUAGAGAGGAAGACGGCUCCAUAGACGGCUUUUGCCGACCAAGGAAGAGGUGCUAUGGCUCUGCAAGAACUCGAUCGAAAUCUCUUUCGUGUCGGAUUUCGGGCAUCAGAGGCUCUAUGCGAAGAGAGUAUGGUAAAGUUGAGGAGAAGCUUGGCUAACAAUGAAGAGAAGUUUCUUGCAGUGGUAUUGACUCUUCGUGUGAUGGCGAGGUUGAUUUACGUACCGAGAUGGGCACUAGGGGUUGAGAAGGCCUGGCCACAGCAUUUUGGGAUUUUGUUACCCCAGGAUUGGAUAGGAAUUACACCGUGAAAAGGAAAUCGUUUCUGGAAGCAGCGGCUAACCUUUCCGGGCCGAAGCAUCAUUUAUUUCCGUUGGUGGAGGGUCUCUGUUCGUGGUUCAAGGGAUGAAGAUUACGGCGUCGGUUAGGAUAGGAGAUAGGAGAUAGGAGAUAGGAGAGGGGAGUAGUGUGUACGAACUUCCUCUUUGGUGGAGCAGUGGUUUGAUGAUAGAAAUUCUCGGUGAAGAUUUGUCGGAGAUGGAGCCAGAGGAGCAAUCGGGAAGAUGGCGAGUGAGACUCACGCGCAGGGGGACAAAGAGAUUGGUGAAAGGAUGGGUGUCAAGUACGGCCGCUGGCCAGCUCGAAUCUAGGGUUUGGUUAAGUAGGCCUCUCUAGGGGGCUAGGUAACGUGGGUGGAGUUUUUGGACAGAACAGUGGUCUUUUUGUCAGACUCAGAGGAAAGGAAAAAACCUGCAAGAGGACAACUAGUCUCUUUUUUUCGGGCUCUUCAGGAGGCCCAGCUUUUGCUGAGGGAGUUGGGCCUCCGUUGAAGCCCAUAGGAAAAUUUCCAACGAAUGCAUUUGUUGGAGGCCCGUACGAGAAUUAUGAUACGCCUUUCAUACCCUCAGCUUAGUGGUUUUCAUCACUGUUUUAAAAACCAGACCGGAUCGGCCGGUCGGACACGUUUAACCGGGAACUGGUGGCCUAUCCGGUCCGGUUUGACAUAAAAAUUCAAAUUUUCUUCAACCUGGUCAAAAUCCGGUCGAACCGGUGAAUCGGGAACCGGGUUGACCCCGAUUUUUUUCACCCUCUCACUUAGUUUUAAAUUUUUAAUUCUUAAUUAAUUUUUUAAUAACAUAUAUAACAAUUAUAUAUAAAAUAUUAGUUGUAUAUUAGUUAAUAAUAGUAUUUUUCAUAAUAAUAUAUAGAAUAUUAGUAUUUUAAAUAUAUAUUAAAACAUAUAUUUAAUAUAUAUAUUAUUUAAUUAUAAAAUAUAUAUAUGACAUCAUCUAGUCGGACCACUUCGGUCUAAUCGGUCGGACCAACUGACCCGCGACCCAAUUAAUAGGCCGGUUUACUCUCUGGUUCAGUUUUUAAAAUAUUGGUUUUCAGGGGCCAAGGAGAUCCGGAGAUCUCUUUCUCCAGUUCCCAGGUUGUGAAUCAUGAGCCAGGAGACAGCUGAUUUCUGGGGAACCACCUGGGGAUUUGGAAACUUCUCUAAGGCUAUAUUUGGGAGAGUGUUAGUAGUGGAAUAAAAUGGAACGAGAAUGAGUAGAAGGAAAGUAAAAGUGAAACGGGGUAGAAAAUCUUUUUUCCUUGGGAUUACCGCCCUUGCGUGGUCUCCCGCCGCUUGUGCUCUCAAUUUUGGCGAAGAACGUAAAUCGUAAGUGGAGGUUUUGUUUCAUUGUGUAGGGCAAGAAAUCGAACCCAUAGUAAUAGAAAUACUUUCUUCUCAUUUGGGAGAGCUAUGGGAACUGGGUAGGAUGUUCCAUUGUUACACAUCAAAUGUCAAUUAUGCCAUCUUAAGAGAUAUACACAAAGCAUCUUAUAAAAGUUUUGACGAUAGUUUGCCCAUUCAUAAUAGCACAUAUCUUCACCUGCUUUCUUUCCAUACAUUCUACCCCUUUUUUUUUGGUUUUUUAAGGGGGGGUGGGGGUGGGGCAGAGAAAAAAUGUUGAUUCCAAGAAGAUUGUACGGAAAUGCUUUUCCAUCCAAUUUCCUUGCAGUCCUUUACUACAAGCCCCUCCCAAACAAAGGUUGGCACAUUUGUAGUAGCUGCCAGAAGGCUGCUCAUUACAUGUGCUAUACUUGUACAUAUUCUUUGUGCAAGGCUUGCGUUAAAGAUGCUGAUUACUUGUGUGUCCGAGAGAGAAAAGGCUUUUGCGCAUUAUGCAUGAAAACUAUUUUGCUGAUUGAAAAUGUUGAUCAAGGAAACAAGGAAACGGCUCAAGUAGAUUUUGAUGACAAGGGUAGCUGGGAGUAUCUUUUCAAAAUGUACUGGAGUUGCUUGAAGGAGAAGUUAUCUUUAACUUUAGAUGAGCUUACUCGAGCUCAGAAUCCCUGGAAAGCAGCUGGCAUUGUGGCUUGCAAAGGAAAAUCUUUGGAUGGAAAUUAUGGCAAGGUUUCAAUGUCACAUAGCCUUUCUGCAUGCCUUGAGGCAAACAAUUUAAAAGGGAGAAUGUCAAAAGAAGAGCCAAACUUCACUAACAAGGGGGAUUGUUUAACCAUGGACAAGUCAAUUAAUGGCAACGAUAAUGCUUCUGGUGGAUCCACAAAAUGGGCAUCUAAAGAACUAUUGGAGUUUGUUGCACACAUGAAGAGUGGUGAUAUAUCUAUGUUGUCUAAAUUUGAUGUUCAAAGUCUUUUGCUAGACUAUAUAGUGAAAAACAAUCUUCGUGAUCCCCAUCAGAAAAGCCAAAUUAUUUGUGAUUUGAGGCUCAGAAACCUGUUUGGUAGACAACGCUUGGGUCAUUUUGACAUGCUAAAGCUUCUUGAAUUUCACUUUCUUAAUGGAGAGGAUGCCCAGAAAGAUGUAACUCAGAGCAACACUUCUGUGACAACUUUGAGUCAGCUUGAGGGCAAUGGGGACAAUGAUAAUCUUUUGGUGAUCGAUAAAGAUAUGAAGGGUAAAAAUUUUAGGAAGGUUGAAGAAAGUGGAGUGCAAACAAAUCUAGAUGAAUUUGCUGCAAUUGAUGUUCACAACAUUAACUUGAUCUAUUUGCGACGUAGUUUGAUGGAAAGUCUUUUUGUAGACAGUGGAAAGUUCCAUGAGAAGGUUGUUGGCUCGAUUGUGCGGAUAAGAAUUUCUGAUAAUGAUCAGAAGCAAGAUAAGCAUAGGCUUGUCCCAGUUGUAGGUACUCAUAAGGUGGCAGUGCCGUACACCAUUGGUGAAAGAACAGUGGACUUCAUGCUGGAAAUAUUAAAUUUGGGCAAUAAGGAGACCAUAGCAAUUGAUGCAAUUUCCAAUCAAGAGUUUUCUGAUGAUGAAUGCAGACAAUUAUGUCAAAAUAUAAAAUGUGGGCUUCUUAACCGGUUGACUUUAGGUCAGGUGCAGGAGAAAGCAAUGGCGCUUCAGGAAGUGAGGCUUAAUGAUUGGCUAGAGAUGGAGGUGAUGCGGCUCAAUCAACUUUUGGAUGAAGCAAGCAAAAUGGGGCACAAAAAAGAGCUUAGAGAUUGUGUACAGAAGUUAGAGCUUCUGAAGACACCUGAGGAACAUCGGCGCAGGCUACACGAGAUUCCUGUGGUGCAUGCGGAUCCAAAUAUGGAUCCCAAUCGUGAAUCUGAUUAUGAUGGAGUAGUUAUCAACAAGAAACAAGAUGAAUAUGUAAAACAAAGGUGUCAUAGAUUCAGUGGAGAUGGGGGGGAACCAGUCUCUCCACAAAAUGGUGAUAUUCUGAAUGGCUCUGGUGGCAGGGCUCAGAAGAAGUUAGCUACCUGUGACCAAAUUAGAAACAUGUGUUCUCCAGUGGACUUGGGUAAAGGAACUCCUGAUGGGAUUGCUGAAACAUUGAGUGGAUCCUGUUGGAAUGAGGGAGAAGGUGCAUGUGGAUCAGACACUUUGGAGCAACCAGGAAACGAGGUUGAUUCAUCCAGUUCAGUUGUUAGAGAUCAGAACAAUCAAGCUGGGCUGAGGUCUGGAUCACUUUCUGGAGUUGGAUCAGAAACUUCUAUUGCUUCUCUUUCUACUGGGAGCACCCCACAGGUGAAUGAUAGUGAAACAGACAAAUUAUGGCACUACAGGGAUCAAAAUGGAAAAGUUCAAGGGCCAUUUUGUUUGGUGCAGCUGCGCCAGUGGACUAUGACUGGCUUUUUUCUCUCUCAUAUGAGAAUAUGGAAUAUAAAUGAGAAGGAAGGUGACUCAUUACUUCUGACUGAUGUAUUGAAUGGUCGCACUCAUAAAGUGUCACCAGCUCAUUGCAAUGUCUCUUUAUCAUCUCAGGAAGUUUCCUUAUCAUCUCAGGAAGCUAAAGAUGCCUCUCAUUGCAGAUUGUAUUACAAUGAUGGCAGGUGGAGUGGCAGUAUGAAUAUCACUGAGGUAGAUGGUAAACAGAGUGGGGCCCCCUUGAACUGUGAUGAUGCAGUAGCUCGUUCCAAUGAUAAUGAUGAAUCUGUGAAGAAUGACAUGGGAAGCUGCCAUUCUUCUGACUGGACGACAUCUGUUGUUAAUAACAAUAACGCACAGGCUGGAAGUUCUUCACAGUGCUGGGAUUCUCUCAAGGUUAGAAGUUCAUAUUCUGACCACCCUCAAGUGUCAUGUCCAGUGCCUUCAUCAGCAUUUACUGAGUGGCCACAUGGUACUUCUUUUCAUCGAGAAUUGGUUGUCGAGGGACAGAGAUGGAACUCCUCGCCAAAUCAUGGACAUUGGAAUUCACAUGCAAAUGUGGUAGCUCAUACCACUGGUGGACAAUGUCAUAACAGCCAAGCUAAUGGUCAGGACCAUUCAAGCCAGUCAUCUGCAGAUAGACAUCUGUCUGUAAAUUAUUCUUCAAAUAAUUGGGAUUCUAACUCUGGUUUUCCUCCUGUAUCCAAGUCAACUAAUUUGUUAGAGCAAAUUUUUGGAAUUCAUAUCACAAAUCUGCCUGGUCAGACUCCUAGAACUAGCAACGGGGAUGGGGGGGAACAGAUUACUAAAGACCAGCAGCCAGUGCCACUGAAUAUUCCUGUUCAAGAUACAAGUAUCCAAAAUCCACCAAGUCCAAGAGCCAAGCCACAUGAUGUAGAAGAGAAAGACAGGGCUAGUAGCCAAAAUAUGCAAAUUCCCGGUGUAAAGACAGCUGAAGAGGGUGGCAGAUUUCAGGCAACUGAAAGCAAACAGACUGUCUCUUCAAAUUGUCAUGUUCAGAAUUCUGGCCCUAGCUGGAGCAGUGCUUCCAGUCUAGUCAUCAGUGGUGGGACACAGCUUCCAGACUUGGCUGGUGAACGUGGUCAACACUCUUCUACUUGCAUCAAACCUGCAGUUGAGGAAUGGGACUCUGGUUUUGUGCCUGUAUCGUCACAAAGACCACAUGAAGGGGCCAAUGAUCACACGGCUACACCAACUUCAAAAUGUGAUGAACUUACUCCUUCCUCGUUCCAUCCUGCAUCUACUAUGGCUAUGUGGCAGGCAAUUGGCACUGAACCCAUUGAGUUCAGCACUUUGGCUGAGGAAUCACUUUCGGAUCUGCUGGCUGAAGUUGAUGCUAUGGAGUCUCAGCGUGAACUGCCUUCUCCUACUUCAGCAAUGAACUGUGGUGAGGAAUUGUUUCAGGACUCUAAAACCGAUUGCUUUGCUUCCCUUGGAGGGUUAAGCCUUCAACUUGGUUCAGGAAAAGGGACCUGUGACAACAUGCAGUUGUAUUCUGAGUCUACACACGAACCACUUGGACCAUCUCAGGCAGAUACCCAUGAACCGGUGAAAAACUCUUGUGGGCAAUCAUCUACUAGCACCCAAGUGGAGGUACAAAGAGAGCCGAUUGAUGUUUCAGUUAACAAAUUGGAGGGGGGUUCAAACUGCCCGCCUCCUGCGCCUCCCACCAUGAGUAAAUUCCCGUGUGACAAGAACAUUGCAGCUGCAGAAGCAAAAUCUGUCGACCCUGGCCGUGGAGCUAUGCGUGGAGAUCCAAACUCCAGCUGGGGAAGGUCAACUAAAGGAAAUACAAUUUUGAGAUCGGAAACUGCUCAACCGACAAGUAGGGGGAAUUCAAACGGCAAACGAAGCACUUCAGCUGGAUUCACCGGGCGGGAGAGCCAUCCUAAAUUUGGCGGCAGCGGGACGAGAUCGAUGGACCCGAGGGACUGGGCUUUUCAGAGUGGGAAUUCGGGAUUUAGCAGGGGGAGGUCAUCGUGGAGCAGCAGGCAGUCGUCAUUCGGCAGCAGUGGCGGCGGCGGAAGUAGUUACUCUAGGUCGCUGCCUAAAGGGCAUCGAGUGUGUAAAUUUUAUGAAAAUGGAUACUGCAAGAAGGGAGCCUCAUGCGACUACCUGCAUCCAUUAUAAUGGAGGUAGAGCCUCACUUAAUUCACUGUACUAAUACCAUGAUCUGUUCAGAGAUAAACUUAAUUCACUGUACAAUGAUCUGCUUAGAAAAAAUAGGCGCUGAGGUUGUAAUAUUACUGAAAUUUUCUCUAUUAAAAAUGCUAAAUGCUGUUCUUCA